AUGGCGAGUACGGAAGCAGAGGGGCCGGCUCCCCCUCAAGAAGUCCCUGAGUACGAGACAGAGGGCGAGGACUGGGAAGGCGACGACGAUGAGGAGGACGAGGAUGAUGGCGACAUCGACGCCGAGGCGCAGGAGAUCACCCGGAGGCUGGAGGCAGAGCUGGCGGCGAUGGGUGCGCUGACGGAAGCCCCAGAGCCAGAACACGAACAUAUACCAGAACAACAAUACCCGGAUCCCCCAUCACCGAGUGCUUCACCUCGAGCGCAACCCACCGCGAUCGACCUCUCGCGAAGUCAUGAGCUGGUCAGUACGCUCAGCACCAUCGUCUCCCUCGUCCAACGAGAUCCCAUCAUCCGCGCCGCGUUCUCCACCACACAUGUACCAUUGGUACCCGGCGGCAGUGUACUCUCCGUCUUCACGGACAUCAUCUCCUCAGGGUCAGUCGGGAAAGGCAUCGCGCUUUCGCUGAGCCAGAUCGUUCUUUCCCUCGCUCAAUCAGAUUCUUUGUUCGGACAUCGCCCUCCCCCUCCUGUGCAGACGCAGAAGCGUAAACGGGACGAGCGCGAGAAUGUUCCACCUCCGAACCCUCGACCACAAAAGCGACAAGUGGUCUCUCAAGGCCACCUUGCGGAGCAGCUCUCCGACGCCAUCGCCUUGGUCGCUAAUGUCAUCAACGCCGAUCCCUCAAAACCUCUUGACCCCGCCUCUGUCGCAUCCAUGUCCUCCCAACUGCACCAGAUCUUCCUCUUCUCCGUUACCUCCCUUGGCUCUGCCGGCUCGAACGCCCCCGCUUUACAAGAAAUUAGCGGUCUCAUCCAGAUAAUCGGCCUACUCAGUGGCAUCCAAAUCGGCCAGAACGUCUCCCAACCACCCUCCCAACCUCAACCCUACGCCACCUCCACCCUCGCCAGCUGGUCGCAGCCCCAGCCCAGCACCCCCUACAUCGGCACCGCCGUCUACCCCUGCAACAUCAACGGCUGCUCGAAAAUAUUCUCCCGCCUCUUCAGCCUUCGCACCCAUCAGCGUGCCCACUUUGCCGAGCGCCCCUUCCGGUGCGCGCGGUGUCCGGCAAGCUUCGCGCGCAACCACGACCUGAAAAGGCAUGCGAAGCUGCACGACAGGACGGCGUGGAAGUGCGCUUGCUGCGAGAAGAUAUUCUCGCGGCGAGACGCGUUGAAGCGACAUCGAGAUGUGGCGCGUGGUCGGGGUACGGGCUGCGGGGCUGCGCCUGUGACUGAGGUUGCUCUCGACGCGGACCAUGAGCGGGGUACGCGCGAGGAGCGUCGAGCCAAGCUGUGGCAUAACGUUGGUACCGGGGAGCCGCCACCCGUCGACGAUCAUGGGCUCGAGGAAGGAGAGGUACUUCCCGAGGUGGUGAUGAUGAUCCAGGCUGCAGUGCUCGGUUUGCACGCUCCGCUCCUUGCCCGUGCACGCAGUGCCCUCGGUACCGCCGCGGUCUCCGCCGUGGCCCCGGGCGAGGAGCCGCAGCAAACACCGGCUACGUGGGCUACCGUAUUCGCCCGCGCCUUCGCACCACGGCCUGUCGAAGCCCCUGCGAUGAUUACACAGCCUGCGCAAGCUGACGCGCCUGCUGCUCCUCAGACGGAGCCUGCGGCACCGCCAGCAGACCAGGCGGCUGCAAGCGCCAUCAUUGGCGACGAAGUGCUCGCUUCGCUGCCGAUGAUCGGGCUUACCGACGAGCAGACGCGCUUGCUGGAGGAAGCGAUCGCUCACGCCGCGUCUGCCGCUCAGGCCCAAGCCGAAGCAGAGGCCGACAUGGAGGAAAACGCCGAGGACUCAGAGUCGGACGACCCUGAAGACGAGGAUGCGCCGCGUGAGUCGGAGACUCAGCCCCAGGGGCCUGACGCGCCUCCUACUUCUCCCAACGUCGUGGUGGUGGCCAACAAUACAAUAUCGUGAUGGUCGUUAUAAUGUACAACAUGAUUAGAUGCCUCCGCCCGCCCCUGGGUAUGCGUUCCCUCCAAUUCUAUCAUCCGCCUCGAGGAAAAGCCGCGCCGCGUCCCGUCAACGAACACGCUGGGUACACGAGAUUAGGUUCGUGUGAAGGACAACAUACGACUGAACGCAAAGACGUACUGCGGCUGCCCGCGCGCGGGCGCCCCUGC
Schizophyllum commune H4-8 is the source of this 2126-nucleotide messenger RNA. RefSeq lists its product as uncharacterized. The record is from RefSeq and is a predicted model, not a curated record. Lineage: Eukaryota; Fungi; Basidiomycota; Agaricomycetes; Agaricales; Schizophyllaceae. Gene Ontology annotation, biological process: regulation of transcription by RNA polymerase II. Gene Ontology annotation, cellular component: nucleus. The transcript has 2 exons. The coding region runs from base 1 to 1920 and encodes 639 amino acids.